CCGUGAAACAUGUUUUAAAUUUAUUUAUAAUACGCUUUUUGGCCCGGCUUCCUUUAAAUUGGUGUUUUAAUUUAAAGUACAUUGUUGAAGACAGUAAUCGUUCCCGUUUGAUUCAAUUAUUUUCAGCCUUAAAUUAUGGCAUCCUUUCGACUUCCUGUUUUGGAAGGUAAUCCGGAUGGUUGGGGUCCCACUAAGGUCCCUGAGCAGCUAAUCAAGGUUCCAUAUCAGCAGUUUUCAAAGUCUGAACCACUUGGAAGAAUCACAGACUGGACAGGCGCCCUGCGCUUCCAAGGACGCUUCAGUCAAGGUGCGGUACCUGCGGGAGACCAGUACGCAUAUGUUCACGAGGAGGAUGAAGCCACGUUUCAGCUGGUGGACUCUUCGCGACCUGCACGCUCGUACUUCAGUCGAGGAGUUGGUCGCCUGCGCAGCAACCAGGCCUUCCGUCGACAGCGUAAUAAGGAUUUCCGUAAUCUUGCGGACAACCAGCGUGAUGGCCGCACACAGAAUCAAGGGCAGAAUCGCCGUGGUGGCCUUCAGCGGACUGGUCGACAAGAUUAUAACCGUAAUCGCCAAUUUAACAAGCAACGGGAACCUUCGGUCCCAAUCAAAGCAGAAUAUGUGGUGAUUGAGGAUAUGGAAUUCCAUCGAAUGGCCAAAUUGAGUUAUCCCAUGAAACCCAAAGCAUCUGGGGACCGUGAAGUGGAUGACAAGGGAAAAAUUGAUGUUGGUGAGGACAUCGUGUCCUGUGGCGCUCUGGAUUGGUACGAUAAAUCUUAUGACCGAGUGACCGUGAAGAGCGAGAAACCGUUGCUGCGAACGGACAAACCUUUGCUGAAACACGUUUCUACGACUGACGAUCCAGUUAUUCGACGUCUUACUAAAAACGAGGAAUAUAACGUUUUUGGGACCGAUGCCAUAAUUUCCACGCUGAUGGCUGCUUCACGGUCCGUGUAUCCAUGGGAUAUUAUCGUGCAACGCGUUCAGAACAAACUGUUUUUCGAUAAGCGGAGCAAAUCGGAUUUGGAUUUCUUAACGGUCAACGAAACUGCUAAUGAACAGCCAACCGAAGACGGACCAGCUGUGAACACACCAAAGAAUCUUUCGCUGGAAGCCACUUUAGUUAAUCACACAUUUUUGCAGCAAGUUUUGAAAAAGUCUUCCGAAAGCGAGCCGCGAUAUAAAUUCAAGGAACCGAACCCUUUUGUCAGCGCGGACGAUUUGGAUAAAAAUGUGUGCAAUGGAUAUAAGUAUCGUAAAUUCCAGAUCGCCGACGGAAUUACAAUGGUUGUACGUUGCACGAUCGACGCAGUAACGUCUGGGCCGUCUGGUGAAUUGAAUCUUUUAAACGUUAAAGCCUUGAAUGAAUGGGAUCCACGGUUUGCCGGUGUUGAUUGGCGUUCGAAAUUGGAUACCCAACCGGGAGCAGUGUUGGCAACAGAAAUGAAGAACAACAGUCUCAAACUAGCUCGCUGGACACUGUCUGCUCUUUUGGCGGGUGCUGAUACACUGAAAGUUGGAUUUGUAUCACGGGCUAACCCAAGAGAUCCAUCGCAACACGCCAUUCUGGGCACGCAACAGUAUCGGCCACAGGAAUUCGCCAACAAUAUUAAUUUAAAUCUGGAUAAUGCCUGGGGUGUUUUAUAUUAUAUUAUUCGCGUUUGUAUGGAUUUAGAGGAAGGAAAAUAUCUGAUUAUGAAAGACCCUAACAAGCCAAUUUUGCGCUUGUAUGACAUACCCGACGAAUCAUUCGAAUCUGAAAAUGAGGAGGAGAGUGACCAAGAGACGGAAAAAACAGCUAAAUGAGAGAACAAAAUUCUCCCUGGAGGACCGCGGUUAAUUUAAUUUACUGUAGAAGGAAAGAAAUGGUUUUCUAAUUUUUGUUUUAUUUAUCUGAUUCUGCAGUGAUUUAACACAAAGGGAGGCAAUUGGCGACACUCGACAGUAAAUGAGCUACAAAAAAAUCAUUCUGUUUCAUUGAUCGGCACUGGUGAACCAUUAAAUUGUCUGGCUCGA
Molecule: messenger RNA, 2016 nt
Organism: Paramacrobiotus metropolitanus
Lineage: Eukaryota; Metazoa; Tardigrada; Eutardigrada; Parachela; Macrobiotidae
Product: eukaryotic translation initiation factor 3 subunit D-like
Exons: 12
Coding region: 136-1806 (556 amino acids)
Biological process (GO): translational initiation
Cellular component (GO): eukaryotic translation initiation factor 3 complex; cytoplasm
Molecular function (GO): translation initiation factor activity
Source: RefSeq, a predicted model, not a curated record